AUGAUAUCAUUAAUAAGUUACGGUUUAUGUAAAUCUGGUAUAUUACUUGGACAAACAACAAAAGAAUAUAAUGAAUUUUAUAUACGUUUAAUUGAACGAAAUUUUAAAUUAAUAACUAAAACUCAUGCAUAUGCAUCAUGUUUAUUUUUACUUGAAAGUCAUGAAGAUGAUUUAAAUAAAUUAUUAUUACCAAUAAUAAUACAAGAAAUAAAUAAUGAUAUACAAAAUAAUACAUUAAAAUAUAAUUUAGAUAUACAUUUAAAUGGUUUUAUUUUAUUAAAUUUAUUUUAUUUAAUUGAAAAUAAUUAUUUAAAUUCAUAUGAUAUUUUAUUAUCAUUAAUUAAAGAUGAUAUAUUAGAUAUAAAUGAUAAUUUAACACAAAAAAUUAUAUCAAUUGGUCAUGAAAGACUUUUAAUACUUGGUCAAUAUCCUAAAAAUGAUAUAUGGCGUUUAUAG
Rotaria sordida is the source of this 456-nucleotide messenger RNA. The record is from the annotation of a GenBank genome assembly. Lineage: Eukaryota; Metazoa; Rotifera; Eurotatoria; Philodinida; Philodinidae.